AUGGUCUCAUGGAAUACGAUCAUUGCAGCUUACAGAAGACAUGGGUGUCCUCACGAGGCAGUCACACUGUUUCACCAUAUGCAACAAACAGGUCUCCAACCUGAUCGGAUUACGUUUGCCAGCGUACUCCCAGCCUGUGCCACGAUAGGAGCUUUGAAACAGGGUUUACUAGAUGAGGGAUGUACCUAUUUCAAUCACAUGAGUAACGCUUACUGCAUUACACCUACUGUUUUUCAUUAUGUGUGCAUGGUUGACAUUAUUGCCCGUGCUGGCUAUCUUGAGGACACCCUAAACUUUAUCAUUAAAAUGCCAGUUAAACCUGUGGUGGUUGUAUGGAUGAGUUUUCUUGGCGCCUGUAGAUCACAUAUGAAUAUAGGCUUAGGAGUGUUUACAUCGACGCUGCUUUUUGAUUUGGAUCCUAAAAAUGCUGCAACUUAUGUUCUUCUAUCAAACAUGUAUGCAGAAGUGGGCAGGUGGGGAGAGGUUCAAAUGACAGAUCUGUUCCACAGACAGGAGAUAGUUGCAAAGUUGGAGAAUUUUGCUUGGGAGAUGAAGGCAGUAGAGUAUUUUCCAGAUUCAAGACCUUUACUUAAAUCUCUGGAAGAGAAGGAAAUUUAA
Molecule: messenger RNA, 618 nt
Organism: Cryptomeria japonica (Japanese cedar)
Lineage: Eukaryota; Viridiplantae; Streptophyta; Pinopsida; Cupressales; Cupressaceae
Product: pentatricopeptide repeat-containing protein At2g13600-like
Exons: 3
Coding region: 1-618 (205 amino acids)
Biological process (GO): RNA modification
Molecular function (GO): RNA binding; protein binding
Source: RefSeq, a predicted model, not a curated record